CUUCCCAUAUUUGAUGUAGUCCAGCGGUAGACACCAUGGACGGCUCAUGACGAAGGUGGUCGUUUGUUGUUUUUGUUUUGCUUCGCCGGGACGUGUACCUGGCGAGAGGAUUUCAAAGCUUUAUUGCGGUCAAAACUACUCAACUUCAAUUCCAACCUCGUCUCAAAUAACAAUCGAAGCCUUAACCCCAGCUAGACAGCCCGGAUUUUCCUUUGCAAGCGCUGGAAUCGAAAUAACGUGAGCGCUAAAGGAACCUAACUGAGACGACGAUGACAGCACAUCUCUUGAACAUUCAAUGGAGACAUCCCCAAAAAUAAGACUCACCAGCCAAGACUUGCGGUGGCACUCAAGAAACCAGAUCUUCAUUUCUUUGAUGCAUUAACCAGGGAUUAUUGUUAUUAUUUUUGACCGCGAACUCGAGCCGAAAAUGGAAUUUUACGAGCCUCGAGGAGUUCGGUUGAACGCUAUGAGGCGGAUCGAUCCUGACAGUCGAUACGAAGACGAACCAAGUGGACCUGAACUCGAUAGAUAUGGGUUUGUAGGGAACCAUAAACAAGCCUCGGAGACAACAUUACCUGUUGAAGUGUUACGUGAACGAGAGCUGAAAUGGAUUGAAAUGUUAAAACACUGGGAUAAAUGGGUAUCGAAAAAAUUCAAAAAGGUCAAAGAAAGGUGUCGUAAGGGAAUCCCACCUUCUGUUAGAGGACAAGCAUGGCAACAAUUGUCAGGAAGCAAUGAAAAGGCAAAAGAAAACCAAGGAGUGUUUGAUAGACUAGAUGCUGCAAGUUCACCAGAGUGGGAAAAUGACAUUAAGAAAGAUCUGUGCCGAACGUUUCCCUACCAUGGAAUGUUUUCUGAUAAUCAAGGACAAGGGCAAUCAGACUUGUUUCGAAUGUUGAAAGCAUAUUCAAUAUAUAACCCAAAAACUGGAUAUUGUCAGGCAAUGGCUCCAGUUGCAGCUGUACUCCUAAUGCAUAUGACAUUAGAGGAUGCAUUUUGGUGUUUUGUAAUGAUUUGUGAAAAAUACAUCCCUGAAUAUUAUGAACCAAAACUAUCACUAUCCCUCAAAAUAUCUGAAAAACUCCUGCGUAAAGAGCAUGAAUAUCACCUAUCAGCACAGUCCAAGCCAAGAUGACCGUAACCUCUGAUCUGAC
Actinia tenebrosa (Australian red waratah sea anemone) is the source of this 1154-nucleotide messenger RNA. RefSeq names its product TBC1 domain family member 10A. Gene Ontology annotation, biological process: regulation of GTPase activity. NCBI's taxonomy places the organism in Eukaryota, Metazoa, Cnidaria, Anthozoa, Actiniaria, Actiniidae. Gene Ontology annotation, molecular function: GTPase activator activity; small GTPase binding. The record is from RefSeq and is a predicted model, not a curated record.